UUCGUGAAGGAAAUACCUUUGGUGCUGUAGCAUUUUCUUCCUAUGGAGGAUUUUGGCUUAGUUUUGGAGCAAUUCAUAUAGCUGCUUUUAAUUUUCUCGUUGGUUAUAAGGACAUAUCCGUUUUGAAUAAUGCAUUAGGUGUUUUUUUUCUUUCAUGGGCAAUAUUUACAGGAUUGAUGACCUUAUCUUGUCUACGUACUAAUCUUAUUACUAUUGGUCUAUUUUUUUCUCUUUUUCUAUGUUUUGUUUUAUUAUCAAGCAGUAAAUUUUUACAAAGUCAUCAAAAUUUACAACGAGCAUCCGGAGCAUUUGGUCUUCUUUCAGCAACGUUUGCUUGGUAUUCAGCUUUUGCACAUUUACUCAACAAGAGCGAUUGGUUUUUUAAAUUGCCUCUUUUUGAAAUAUUACAUAAGAAACAUGAAGAAGCGAGCAUUAUACUAACACAAUUAUAA
This is a messenger RNA of Rotaria sordida, 452 nucleotides long. NCBI's taxonomy places the organism in Eukaryota, Metazoa, Rotifera, Eurotatoria, Philodinida, Philodinidae. The record is from the annotation of a GenBank genome assembly.